AUGUAUGUUACAAGGAGUUUAUCGGAAUACCAAAGAAACAGGAAGGCGCCGGACGGUCGAAACUCCGGCGUACUUAUAAUUCAAGACGAAGAGUCAACGUAUAGCUUAGGAUCUGUAUUUUGUUCUUGUUGUUGCCUUGGAUUAUCUUGCUACGACAUUCGACUCAAAAGCUUGCCGUUUCCACAGAACGUGAAGCUGACUGUAAAUUACAGCAUCACAGUUAACAACGUGACCACUGCUUAUCGUGAUCCGGUCGUUUUCAUCCCCGUUCUUGAUCAAAAGUUAUCUUCUAACCGUUACUACGCCAUUACUCGGAGCGGGAAACACUCAGGGUAA
Molecule: messenger RNA, 336 nt
Organism: Thlaspi arvense
Lineage: Eukaryota; Viridiplantae; Streptophyta; Magnoliopsida; Brassicales; Brassicaceae
Source: the annotation of a GenBank genome assembly